Molecule: messenger RNA, 1211 nt
Organism: Phragmites australis (common reed)
Lineage: Eukaryota; Viridiplantae; Streptophyta; Magnoliopsida; Poales; Poaceae
Product: protein CHAPERONE-LIKE PROTEIN OF POR1, chloroplastic-like
Exons: 3
Coding region: 112-948 (278 amino acids)
Cellular component (GO): chloroplast membrane
Source: RefSeq, a predicted model, not a curated record
AGGCGUAUUCCUCAACAGAAAGAAAAAAAGAUCUUAACGCCAAUCAUCCGCGACGCCAGAAGCCGACGCACACAGCAACAGCGCAAGCGAGCGCAGCCAAAGAAAACAGUAAUGGCCACGGCGACGGCCCUCUCCCUGAGCGGCGGAGGCCGCGGCGGCUGCGGCAGCUCGCUCCUCCGCAGGUACACGGCCGGGGCAGGGCGGUGCCGUGCCUUCCCCCGCUCGCGAUGGAGGCCGCCGCGCCUGGCGGCCUCCCGUGCUGACGACUCCUCGCCGGCGCCGUUCGAGAUGACCGUGGAGGGCGCGCUGAAGCUGCUCGGCGUAGCCGAGGGCGCGUCCUUCGAAGAAAUCCUGCGCGCCAAGAACGCCGUCCUCGCCACCUGCAAGGACGACCAGGACGCCGUCGCCCAGGUUGAAGCUGCCUAUGACAUGCUGCUUAUGCAGAGCUUAUCGCAGCGGAGGGCAGGAAAGGUUGCUGAUAGCAGCAUCCGCUAUGCUGAUGUCAAAACUGUAAAAAGUGCAGGAGCAGGAACAGUCCCACAGUGGAUGCAGGCAACCAUGAAGAAUGUGCCUGUUACAUUUGAGGCUCCAUCUUCGAGCAGCUUGGGCAUCCAGUCAUGUGUUUAUGGUGCACUGAUGGUUUUCACCUAUGCUAGCGGAAGCUCAACAUCUUUACCAUCAGCUUACACUAGCCCUGGUGUGCCCGGAUUUAUCCUAGCAACAGGAUUUGGUGCAUCACUGUAUUUCCUGGCAAAGAAAAAUAUGAACUUAGGCAAGGCUGCAUUGAUCACCGUCGGGGGACUUGCAGCAGGUGCGACUGUCGGAUCUGCUGUGGAGAAUUUCCUGCAGGUUGAUAUCGUACCCUUUCUAGGCAUCCACUCCCCCGCUGUCAUUGUCAGUGAAUUUAUUCUGUUCUCCCAAUUGUUGGUAUCGCUGUUUGUUAGGUAGGAUCUGAAAUCAAGCUGUCAACCUGGCAUGUAAUUAACUGAAAUGGAUUAAUUUCAAAGAGUCAGGAAAAUGCUUAUUUUCCAUACAAGAUGGAAGCAGCUGUGUAUAGCAAACAAUACAUCGACAUCUCUGUCCCUUAUAAAAGAUCACCCGUAUCUAGUUCUCUCAAGCUCAAUCUCAAUGUUUCUUAAAGAAACUUGUAUGGAUUACGGAAUGUGGAAUGUAAAUUUGCAUUUUCUGACAUCAAACUAGAUCAUUAAUCC